Molecule: messenger RNA, 1500 nt
Organism: Culicoides brevitarsis
Lineage: Eukaryota; Metazoa; Arthropoda; Insecta; Diptera; Ceratopogonidae
Product: tektin-3-like
Exons: 1
Coding region: 1-1500 (499 amino acids)
Biological process (GO): cilium movement involved in cell motility; cilium assembly
Cellular component (GO): microtubule cytoskeleton; nucleus
Source: RefSeq, a predicted model, not a curated record
AUGUAUACCCAACUCCAACCUUGGUCGUCUGUUGGAGCGCCUCCUUGCAUGGAACAAGUCGUUGGCGAACCAAUUCCCCCGCGAAUCGGUCAAUAUUACUUCAAAACGAAACGCCCGCAUCCAUGGCGUCCCGUAAUGGCGCACGAAAUGAUCGAGAUCAAUACUUUGCCGGAGAUUCCGAUCACGAAUCAGUUCAUGGCGCAAAAGUGCAGUCCAGAGGGAAUGUUAACGGAAAGUAUUGCCUUCCCAAAUUUAGUUACUGGCUUCGAUAGAAAUCCUCAACAUGCAGCAAGGGCAGCUCUCUAUACGAGAUACACUUAUCCCGAAUGGUUAAAGGGCACAAGAAGCUUGUAUUUGGAAGCGGAUGGCAUGAGAUCUCAAGCUGAGAUGAUGCGAAGCGGAACAUUGGACUUACUACAAAAAUUCGACGAGGAAACAGUUCAAGGUCAAAUUGAUUCAGGUCGACGAAUUGGCGAAAGGAUUUCCGAGUUGAAAUUUUGGCGCGGAGAAGUUGCGAAUGAACUUGAAAAGUUGUUGAAGCUCAACUCGAGUUUAAUGGAGUUACGAAGUUCGAUUCAAAAAGCUUUGACAGACUUGGAAGGACCUUUGCACAUCGCUCAGGAAUGUUUAUAUCAUCGUGAAGGUCGCAAAGCUACAGAACUCGUACAUGAUGACGUUGAGAAAUGUCUCUUGUUCGAAAUCGAGAACGUCAUGACAUGCCAAAAGAAGUUGGAGGAAAUGUUGAAACGGGUCACUGUCAAGUUGAAAGAUUCCCGCGCAGCUCAGGCUAUGCUCGAAGAAGAUGUUGCACACAAAGAAGGAGCUUUAGGCAUCGAUAAUGCGUGUCAUCAACUGAACAAUUACAGUGCUGGGAUCAACUAUUACGGAGGCAUUGAAAAGUACGAUCCAACAAUCAGCACGGCGGAUACCUGGAGUGAAGCAAGUGCCUCGAGAGUUCGUCGUUCCCAGAAUGAACGAGAAAAUGGCGAACUUUUACGAACAGAAGCGAAUGCCUUAAUUAACGAGUGUGCUUCGCUCGUAUGGGAUGCCUGGAGUGCCACAAACAACGCCAUCAAUAAACGAAGCGAAGAACAAACAGAUGCCAAGAAUAAACUCCUAACGCAAUUGAGUAAGACUCAACGAAGUGUCUUCGAUGUUCAAAAAUACUUAUCGUUGCUACAAAAAGCGAUGAAAGACAAAUCGAUAGUGCUUCAAGUCGCCCAAACGCGACACGAAGCAAGAUCCCAUCGAAAUGGCAUCGAGCUUUGUAAAGAUUUCGCUCAUUUGCGACUCGUUAAAGAAAUUGAAGACAUCCAGAAGGCUUUUACGACGUUAGAUGAGAAACUACAAGAGACAGAGGCAAUGCAUCAACAGUUACUGAAAACACGAACGAACUUGGAAAAAGCUUUGAAACACAAAACUGACGCCCUGUUCAUUGAUCGCGAGAAAUGCAUGGGCUUGAGACGCUCCUUCCCAGUUAACAACAUCAUUCAAUAUUAA